GCGCAGCGCCGGCGCUCCAUCAGUCCAUCUUCCUCGCAGCGCCGCUCAGGGCUCAGGCUCGGUCCCUCAGCCCAGAUCUUCUGCUCCUUCCCCCAACUCGCGGUCUCGCGCUCAGGCUCGGUCGCGGGGAUCGGAUCUUCCGCGCGUCGGCGGCUCCCUCUCGGCGGCGUCCAGCGACGGAGGGGCAGUCCCAGGCUCGGCGGCGGCGUCGGCGGCUCCCCCUCCCGCCUCUCGCCAGUCGCCUCGCGCCCUCGCCUCCGUCCUCCGCGCACCGGCCGGCGACCCUGCGGAGUAGCUAUGUCUUCUUCAGUGGAAUCAUCAUACCUUCCUGCUACAACUGAGUCAUUGGCCAAGGCUCAAGAGGCUAAGGAUGCCACAGAGUCCAUUUCAAUCCUUUACCGUGUCAUUCAGGAUCCAUCUUCUUCUGCUGAUGCUCUGAGAACAAAAGAAGUUGCAAUUACAAAUCUUACAAACUACCUCACUAAAGAGAACAGAGCUGAGGAGCUGCGUAAUCUUUUGACCCAGCUCAGGCCAUUUUUCGCAGUUAUUCCUAAGGCAAAGACUGCAAAAAUUGUCCGUGGAAUAAUUGAUGCUGUCGCCAAGAUACCUGGAACAUCUAGUCUUCAAAUUUCACUCUGCAAGGAAAUGGUGGAAUGGACCCGUUCGGAGAAGCGUACUUUCCUCCGGCAGCGUGUAGAGGCGAGAUUGGCGGCUCUCCUGUUAGAGAAUCAGGAGUAUACUGAAGCCCUUACCCUCCUUACUAGUCUUAUCAAGGAAGUCAGGAGGCUUGAUGACAAGUUACUUCUUGUGGACAUUGACCUUCUGGAAAGCAAACUCCAUUUCUCCCUGAGAAACCUGCCAAAGGCCAAAGCGUCCCUAACUGCUGCUAGAACAGCAGCAAAUGCCAUUUAUGUUCCACCUGCCCAGCAAGGCACUAUUGAUCUCCAGAGUGGAAUCCUCCAUGCUGAAGAAAAGGAUUACAAGACUGCAUACAGCUACUUCUUUGAAGCAUUUGAAGCUUUCAGUGCACUGGAGGACCCGAAGGCCAUUUUCAGCCUGAAGUACAUGCUGUUGUGCAAGAUAAUGGUUAACCAAGCUGAUGAUGUUGCAGGGAUAAUCUCAUCUAAGGCUGGCCUAAAAUAUCUGGGUCCUGAUGUUGAUGCUAUGAAGGCUGUUGCUGAUGCAUACUCUAAAAGAUCUCUCAAGUAUUUUGAAACUGCCCUUCGCGAUUACAAGUCCCAGCUGGAGGAGGACCCUAUUGUCCACAGGCAUCUUUCUUCUCUGUAUGAUACGCUCUUGGAGCAGAACCUCUGCAGGUUGAUUGAACCCUACUCAAGGGUGGAGAUUGCGCAUAUAGCAGAGAUGAUUGAAUUGCCGGUUGACCAUGUUGAGAAGAAGCUGUCGCAGAUGAUCCUCGACAAGAAAUUUGCUGGGACUCUAGAUCAAGGUGCUGGCUGCCUCAUUAUCUUUGAGGAUCCCAAGACGGAGGAGAUCUUCCCUGCCACUCUCGAAACCAUUUCGAAUGUCGGGAAGGUUGUGGACAGCCUUUACGUGAGGUCGGCCAAGAUCAUGGCUUGAAAACAGCUAGUCUUACCUGUUUGCUCUGAUUUCAUUUUCAGUUCUGUGUCGAUGUCCUCAGACAUUUAGUCCUUCAUCAAUAUUUGACAGUUUAUUGUGCAUGUUGCCUCUCAAUUUAGUUCAACCAAACAUACUGUCUUGCUUGCUACUUACUGCUAGGAACAAGACAGUUUGCUGUUUCUGCGUGGUGAAAGUACUGUGAACAGUUGCUGGUCCCAAGCAAAAAUUAUACUUAUUGUGCUA
This is a messenger RNA of Sorghum bicolor (sorghum), 1821 nucleotides long. Its product is annotated as 26S proteasome non-ATPase regulatory subunit 11 homolog. Lineage: Eukaryota; Viridiplantae; Streptophyta; Magnoliopsida; Poales; Poaceae. The record is from RefSeq and is a predicted model, not a curated record. Gene Ontology annotation, cellular component: proteasome regulatory particle, lid subcomplex. Gene Ontology annotation, biological process: ubiquitin-dependent protein catabolic process. Gene Ontology annotation, molecular function: structural molecule activity; protein binding. The transcript has 2 exons. Bases 298 to 1578 code for a protein of 426 amino acids.